AUGAAAUUUAAAAAGCUCGUAGAAGAAACACAAAAGUCGUUGGAGAGCGUGUCCCGAUCAAAACACUGCCUAGAAAUAUCGCCAUCCAUAAAACAGCCAUCAACAAGCAGAGCUUGCACAAGUACUGAUGGUUCUUUGUUGUCAUCUAAUCGUAGAAGAAACCUGGACUUCACUUCAUUGUUUUCUUCCGAUGUAAGUCAUAAAUAUUCAUAUCUCAGUGUCAUUUGCCGUGUUUCGAAAAUGUGUUAUGCAUAUAAUUAUAAGUGUAUAUGUCAUAUGUAAAAUAAAAUACAUGUAAAACUUUGACGUUUUAUAAUAAUAGCGGCUACUACAGGGUGUCCCAAAAAAAAGUGACACUAUAGAAAUUAUCUCAUUGUUCUUAAGCCGCUCUUAAACGCGCGUGAUUACACGCCUGGAAAUUUAAUGAACUUGUAUUUACAUUUAAGCAUUUUAAAACGUUUUUGCUUUGUCCAAAUAUUUUAACGCCCGAGUCAAGCAAAACGAUUACACUAAUAAACGGUUUGCUUUCUUAUUUUAAAUUCCAGAAGCAGAAGUUUAUGUACCUGUGGGAUCAACUUAGUGCUAGGGCAUUCAAAUUAUAACAAUAGGAUAAUUUCUAUAGUGUCACUUUUUUUUGGGACACCCUGUAUAAACUUCCCCGACGAAGAGCCUUCAUUCGAAACGUCUAAGUUUUCCUUGUAUUUUUCAGGAAGUUGCAUCCCUAUUUCUCUGGUGUUUUUGUCACCUACACUGGCACAGACCGUUCGAGAGUUUAUGUAAAAUAAACUUUUAUAAUGUUCAGAUAUGUUGCUGCUUGGCUAACAAAAUAUGUGUAGACAAUUCAUUACUUAUAAGUAUCAAAUAUUUUUAUUAUUUAAAAAAGCUUGUUCUAAUAAUAUAAAUAACAUGAAGGUAUUUAUAUUGUAAAUUUUAAAGCCAACAUACAGAUAAUGAAACUAUUUAUAUAAAACAUGUGUGUUUUUGAGCCAUUUCAAAUUGAAUUCCUGGUUAUAGAGGCGUUACUGUAUUUAAUUACUGUGUCAUGAUAUAAUAAAAGUUGUAGUUGUUACAUUUUCUGUUUCUAUAAUAAAAAAGUUACAUUUAAUAGCUAUCUAUUGUGUUAACUAUAUGUUGCAAUCAUGUUUUUAGGAUGACGCUUCACAGUCCAAUGAUGAUGUGGAUGAUCCCUCCAAGCCUACCAUACCUCUCCAUUUAAAACAGUUUUGGAAAUGGCUAAACAAGAGUUGUUUGAAAUUGCUCGACGAAAUGACCCAUCAGUCCUUUGAGAAAGGUCGUACAAGGGGAUGUCACAAGACAACUGGAUGA
Messenger RNA from Paramuricea clavata, 1326 nucleotides. Lineage: Eukaryota; Metazoa; Cnidaria; Anthozoa; Malacalcyonacea; Plexauridae. The record is from the annotation of a GenBank genome assembly.